AUGGCGUCGCCUUCCAAUGUCUCGUUCCUCCACGAUCCUCUCUUCCUUGCCCGCCGCGAUCUGCACGUCGAAAUGCCUGGCUUCGUCCUCGACAACGUCCGGCUCUUGUUCUUCACUUCAACUCCCGCAGUCCUGGCCAGCAUCAUUGCUGCGGCUGCCGCCGUCACCGCUGCGGUGGUCUGGACAAGAGACCCGUUGGCCGCGUUCUCGGUCAUUGGGCAGGAAUGGGGGGACGAGAACAAGAGGAGGGAGAGGUUUGUAAUGGACGCGAAGAAGAUUUAUUUGGAGGGUUAUAAGAAGUUCAAAGAUGGCGUGUAUCAGAUCACGACUGUGAGACGAUCCAAAACGAUCGUCAUCGCGCCCAAGUUUCUCGAUGAGCUGAGGAAGCUGCCGGAUGACGUGGUGUGCAACCAGUGCGCCGCCGAUGAGACCCUCGAGUCCAAAUACACCAACCUCAACACCCACGAGCCCCUCCACGGGCACGUCAUGAAAACCCUCCUCACACCCAACCUCCGCCGCCUCAACCCCCGCAUCGCCGAGACCAUCACCAUCACCACCGCCAUCCACCUCCGCCUCCCCGCCUCCACCACCACCUGGUCCCCCCUCAACGCCACCACCCCGCUCCUCCACAUCGUCGCCGCCGCCACCGGCGCCAUCGGCGUCGGCACCCCCCUCUGCCUCGACCAGACGUAUCUCGACGCCUCGGUGCAGUACGCCAGCAGCGUCAUGCGCGCCAUGGCGGCCGCGAGUCGCGUGCCCUGGUGGGCGAGGUGGUUGGUGGCGCCGUGGUUGAGGGAGUGCAGGGAGGUGAGGGUGAGGGAGAGGGAUGUGGGGGCGUUGGUGGGGGGGUUGGUGAGGGAGAGGAGGAUGAAGGAGGGGAAGAAGGGAGACGGGGAGGGGGAUAUGUUGGGGUGGUUUGUGGAGAGCGGGGCGAGGUUUGGGGUCGAUGAGGAGUGGAAGGUCGUGCGGGCUUAUCUGGGGUUCGUGUUUGCGGCCGUGCAUUCGACGACCGUGGUGGUGGUGAAUGUGCUGUUCAACCUCGCCGCCAUGCCCGACUUCACAACGGAGCUUCGCGAGGAAAUCACAACCGUCCUGGCCCGACACGACGGCGUGAUGACGUUCCAAGCCCUCCAAGAAAUGACGAAGCUCGACUCCUUCAUGAAAGAAACCCUCCGCCUCUACCCCCUCCAAUUCGCAAACUUCCAACGCAAAGUCCUCAAACCCUUCGCCCUCUCCACCGGCCCCGUCAUCCCCGCCCACACCGUCAUCGAAGUCCCCAGCAUGGCCGUCUCGCUCGACCCCGCCCGCUUCCCCGACCCCACCCGCUUCGACCCGCUGCGCUUCCACCGCCUGCGCACCGCGCCCGCCGCCGACCCCUCCAAGCACCAGUUCGCCACCGUCGCCGAGGAUAGCACCAACUUCGGCUGGGGCCGCCACGCGUGUCCCGGCAGGUUCUUCGCCGCGAAUGAGAUCAAGAUGGUCGUGGCGGCCGUGGUGCGGGGGUGGGACGUGAAGAUGCCUGAGGCGGGGGAGGGGGAGGGCGAGGCGGAGAGGGAGUGGGAGGGGAGGAGGUGGAGGAAUUGGGAGUAUGGGAAUUUUAAAUACCGAACCCCGCGCGCAAACCUCGCUCGGUGGUUCUCUUUUCCGUCUCUUUUCGCCAACGUUCAUCGUCGGCUCGCUGACUGUUCGCGGGUUGUCGAUGGCAUGGAUCCUAUCAGCACAUUCUCCUUGGCAGCAGGCGUCAUACAGGUUGUCGACUACGGGACCCGUGUUCUCUCCACCACCUACCAAAUCUAUCAGUCCGGGUCGGGCCAGACUACGCGCGAUGUCGAGCUGUCAAGCUUAUCUCAGGAUCUUUCCGAUUUGAGCGAGCGGCUGAAGAAGAGGCCUUCGGGAACACCUGAGAACGCCUUGCUUCAUUUGUGCGACCGCUGCGUAGAAGCCAGUGAUGAGCUGCAGAGGGCCAUCGAUGCUCUCCGAGCGCGGGGAACAACAAGAAUCAGUGUCGCCGCGAGCAGCUUAGUUUCGGCUCUGAAAUCCAUCUGGACCGAGGACAAGAUUGGGAGGUUGCGCGAUCGCUUGUCAGAGAUUCGGUCUCAGAUGACGAUCGCGACUCUAGUCUCUGUCUGGGAAGAGACUCAGCUGGACAGCCAGAGACACGUCGAAUUGAGAGACCGGCUCGAUGAAAUCGCCGAGAAGCUUGACCGUCGCGACACAUCAGCUCAUCGAUUUGCAAUUGAGCUCAAGGGAAUGACAUCGCAAGACGAGGAGAGCCAAUCUUCACGAAAGAAUCACGAGCUGGUCCGAAUCAUUUGGAACACUGAUCGGUCGUUUUGGGCUCUCAAUCAAAGUGGCCAGCAGUUCAAUGCUCCUCAGUCUGUGGAUCGAUCUUCAUACGACGACGUUCCGGUGGCCGCCAAGGUCUUGAGCAAUCUAUGGUAUAGCGACAUGGAAUCCCGAGGAGAAGCUAUCCCCAAUGCCUAUGCAGAUACUUUUGAAUGGAUCUUCCGCGACGAACACGUGGAUGAACACGGACAAGAGUUGAAGUGGUCAAGCUUUCCAGCUUGGCUUCGGCAGGACUCACGCUCCAUCUACUGGAUAACUGGCAAGCCCGGCUCGGGGAAGUCGACCCUCAUGAAGUUCAUCUUCGAGCAUGAACAACUGCGGCGCCACCUCCAGGACUACGCCAAAGAUCUGCCGCUGAUGCUUGCCGGCUUCUUCUUCUGGAAUCCCGGCUCCAAGAUGCAAAAGUCCCACGAAGGCCUCAUCAGGGCUCUUUUACAUCAAUGUCUGACUGUCCGACGGGAUUUGAUCUCCGUCGUUCUACCCAGACGUUGGGCAUUAUACAGUCUUCUCGGGCACGAUUCAACCGCCCCAGAUUGGUCCUGGGGAGAGCUAAAGGAGUCGUUCGAGAUUCUCUGCUCUUAUCACGGAAAGGAAUUCCAGCUUGCUCUGUUUCUGGACGGGCUUGAUGAGUUUGACGGAACUCACGUGGACCUCAUACAAUGGGCAAAGGACAACAUUGCUUGUCGCGAUAUCAAACUUUGUGUCUCGAGCCGACCCUGGAACAUAUUCUCGGAUGCGUUUGGCCAGGGCCACUCCUUGACGAUGCAAGACCUGACGAGACGUGACAUUGAACAUUUCGUCAAGGCGGAAUUCGACAACAGCCCCGCGUUCCAGGACUUGAGAGGGAUCUACGAGCUUGAGACGAAUCGACUUCUCAGCGAAAUCACACGGAAGGCCCAAGGCGUCUUUUUGUGGGUCAACCUCGUCGUUCGGUCUCUGUUAGAGACUUUGACCGACAGCCCAUCUUUGUCACAUGUUGAGGCAGUACUAGCUGAGAUCCCGGCCGACAUAGCUGGCCUGUACAACUCAAUAUGGCGCUCGAUACCGACCGAGAGACUUCCGACAUCGUCCAAACUGUUCCAACUUUGCGUAAUUCAGGAUCCAAAUGAGCACCACGUCACAGUUGAGAUGUUUUGGCGCGCCACUGAAGGGAGCUUUGCCAAAUCCCGGCCUGUGGCAAUGGAUGAAAACGCACGCAAACGCAUUACAAAUGUUAUGAAACGACUGCUGGACGGGCAUACCCGCGGAAUCCUAGAGAUAUCUUCAAAUCAGGUUCAGUUUCUACACCGCUCAGCUAGGGACUGGAUAACAGACGCCGGGAUUUGGGGAGAAAUAUGCUCCAAAGCGCCAGCAGACUUUGACCCACAUAUGGAUCUGCUCGAGGCCUACCUGGCCCAGCCACCAACGGUCAUAGGGAGUGAGACGGACCUAUUAUCAGGAUUCGUCCAUAAAUUCCUUUUUUACGCACGCGGUGCCUCGAAGUCAAUUAAAGUUACGGAAGAUCGACUUGUACAAGCUCUCGACCGCGCUAAUGAGCUGGCCUGCGACUUGAGCGUAGCCUCUCCUCAUAUUACCAGGAAAUUGUCAGUCGAUUCAACGCAUCCUGACCGCGACGAAUAUUCUCUUCGACACUGGUCGACCGUUCAAUAUUUUAAUAUCGAUAAGGAAAACUCGUUUGUCGGCAUUGCUGCACAGUACGGUGUUUUUAAAUAUGUUCAAGCAAAGGUCUCGGCGAACAGACGUCUUUUGGAGUCGAAACCUAACAGAGUCUCACUGCUGGAAAACGCAGUUUUCCCUGGCCUUACUUCCAUACAGCUCCAUACGAGAUAUGGACUGUACGAUAUUCUUCCACAGGGUUCAGUAGGCGAGGAGCAAGCACGAAUCGUCCGAUUUCUUCUCGACGCCAGCAGUGCGCACUACAGGACGGCCUUCGGCCGCUCAUUGUACGAUACUCUGCUGGAAGUACAAGGUGCCAAGAGAGUGUCGAUGAUGAUGCCUAUAUCUCCCGAGUGGUACGUUGAGGCUCGGAAAAUUCUGGAAGAGUAUGGGUAUGGUCACGAGGCAGCCAGGCCCGAGAUAGCCAGGCCUGAGGCAGCCAGGCCCGAGGCAGCCAUGCUCGAGGUAGCCAAGCCUGAGGUAGCCAAGAUUGUGAAGGCGAAAAAGCUCGGAAGGCUUCUGAGAAGAAUGCGUACGAAGCUCGUGAAUUGA
Diplodia corticola is the source of this 4554-nucleotide messenger RNA. Its product is annotated as ent-kaurene oxidase. The transcript has 9 exons. The record is from RefSeq and is a predicted model, not a curated record. Gene Ontology annotation, molecular function: monooxygenase activity; iron ion binding; oxidoreductase activity, acting on paired donors, with incorporation or reduction of molecular oxygen. Bases 1 to 4554 code for a protein of 1517 amino acids. Lineage: Eukaryota; Fungi; Ascomycota; Dothideomycetes; Botryosphaeriales; Botryosphaeriaceae.